AUGACAACCUUCAUCCCGGCCCUGACCUUACCCCACCAGGUCUUCGAGAAUGCCGCCGCCUCGAUUCUGCUCCCCAUAGCUCUCGGGACGGCCGUGGGCUUCUCUUCGCGACCCAAAGACACUAAAAAGACCUACGCCGCCAUCAAGAACCCUCCCUUCCGCCCUCCCGCGUGGGUCUUCGGCCCAGCAUGGACCCUCCUCUAUGGCUUGAUGGGCUACUCCGCCUACCGCGCCCUCCAAACAGGCCUCUCCCCAACCUCCUCCAUCCAACAAAUCAACGACACCAAACACGGCGCGACCCUCUACACGAUCCAGUUGGGCCUCAACCUAAUCUGGAUGCCCCUCUUCUUCCUCCUCAAGCGCCCCAUCGAAGCCACCGUUGACAUCCUCGCCCUCAUUGGCAUAAACUCAUACCUCGCCUACCUCUGGGGCUCCGUCGACGCCGUCGCGGGCGCCUGCCUCGUUCCCUACCUCGGCUGGCUCUCCUUUGCGACCUACCUCUGCGCCGGGGCCGGCUAUCUCAAUGACUGGGAUCUCAAAGGCGCCGAGGAGCGCUACGAUGCCGCCCAGGCUUCCAAGAAGCAGUAG
Molecule: messenger RNA, 588 nt
Organism: Colletotrichum orchidophilum
Lineage: Eukaryota; Fungi; Ascomycota; Sordariomycetes; Glomerellales; Glomerellaceae
Product: TspO/MBR family protein
Exons: 3
Coding region: 1-588 (195 amino acids)
Cellular component (GO): mitochondrial outer membrane
Source: RefSeq, a predicted model, not a curated record